Messenger RNA from Papilio xuthus (Asian swallowtail), 15204 nucleotides. RefSeq names its product E3 ubiquitin-protein ligase HERC2 (gene HERC2). The record is from RefSeq and is a predicted model, not a curated record. The transcript has 89 exons. NCBI's taxonomy places the organism in Eukaryota, Metazoa, Arthropoda, Insecta, Lepidoptera, Papilionidae. Bases 171 to 14639 code for a protein of 4822 amino acids. Gene Ontology annotation, molecular function: ubiquitin-protein transferase activity; metal ion binding. Gene Ontology annotation, biological process: protein ubiquitination.
UAGUUCAAUUAAAUAACUAACAUUUAUUUUGAAAUAAUUGCUUCCUUUGUAUUAUUUCAAAAUGAAAUAUUUUAAGGUGCUUUCUUAUUUUGUCUCAUAGUGAUACACACUAUGUUGAAACGUGUACCAUUUAUAAUUUCUUUAAUGGAUUAAUCCUAGCGAGAACGGAAAUGUCUGAUUCGGAGGAUUACCAAGAUGAAUAUAUAUUUCGCCCACAACAACAUUUGGAUGCUAAAUGGUUGAACCCUGACUUACAAGAUGCUCUGCACGACUCCAUAUCUCUUAACUUAUUGUACAAUAGUCUAGCCCAGGACCGUGAAAUAUAUUUUGAAGCAAGAGAUGGUCUCGUCAAUGCGUCUGGAAUAACAGCUAAACUAGGCGAUAGUGGGAAAUAUUAUUGCGGUCUAAGGAACCUUACUUGCACCUGUUGUGAUGGACUAUGUGGUCCUCAUUCGGGAUGUGCUUGCACCUCUUGCGCUGCACUCUCAUCAGAUGAAGAGAGACGUCUUGCCUUAGAUGCCAAGUUAGUAGCACCACCAUCAUCUGUUUGGGUCAUUGAUGGAAUCAAAUGGAAACAAGAGCCAGGUCCAGAAUGUCUGCAAAGUUUAAUGGAGUCUAUGAUAUGGGAGCAGCGUAUGAAAACUAUUAACACAGUUACCAGUUGCCCAAUAAUAUCUCAAAUCAGACGUCUGAUUGUCCUCUGCAAUAGACAUUUGGUGGCAGUUUUAAGGGAACAAACUCAAAACAAAGAUGUAAAGAAAAUCAGAAUAGAUAAGAAACCACCUCAUACUAUUAGCAAUAGAGCACUCAGUGGUGUUGUGAACACUCUAAAAUCUACUGAAAUAACUUCUGUUGGUCAAGAGGAUACUGAGGAACAUUCCGAUGAGUCUGAGAGUGCUUUAGGACUAGCACGCGUAGGAGCGCGAGCUGCGUUGAGAUUGGCUCUUUCACUGGUACGUCGUGCAUGGCGCUGCGGUGAAGACGCGGAUGUUUGCUCGGCGCUGCUCCGCGACGCAUUGGACGCGGUGCGCGCGCUGCCCGACGCAGCAUUGUAUGCGGGCGCUGGCCUCGGUGUGACGCAGGCGCCGCGCUCACAGAAGAUCUGGGCUGAAGUUGUUGAUAGUGCUGCUAAAUUCCUACAUCAAGUUGUUGUCGGUGAGGUUGGUUGCAAUGUGCCAAUGGGCGACUGGCGCACGUCACUGUGCGUGUGGGUGGAGCUGUGUGCUCGCAGGGCGGAGCUGCCCGCACUGUUGAAAGCUGCCGAUGUUCUUGUCACACUACCACCGCGGCAAAAGCGACUGCCUGAUAACAGAAUUAUUUUGGAAGAAUGCACCGCGCCACUGGGACCGUUUUUGAGACGAAUGGCAAAAGUAGCCGCUCCUAAUCCAGUUGUUAACAAUGAACCAACAGUCGAAAGCAAUUCUUCUGAGUUAUUUUUAAAAGAUCUUACAAUACCAAGUGGCGAUGGGUUAAUGGAAGUUAGAAAAGCCGGUGUCGCUUUACUGUGCCACCUGGACAGACUUGGUGCUCCUCUGCUGCCCCCGUUGAAAGGUUUUGUGACUUGUACAGAGUCUGCACAAGAAGUGGUUGCUAUUGGUUCUGGUCCGAUCCAACUUGGCAGUCUAAGAAUACAGCAAGUUGCAUGUGCUGAAAAACUGGCUCUAUUGUUAACUCAUGAUGGUGAUGUCUACACCUUACCCUACGACAGUCUGACUCCACAUUUAGUACCAGGUUUGGAAAAUAAGACGAUAAUUCAAGUGGCGUGUCAUCCGGCGGGGCGUCAUUUUUUGUGCUGCUCUGCAUGCGGCGGAGUAUGGUCGUGGGGUACGGGCGAGGAUGGCAGACUGGGUCACGGUGACACCGCGCCCAGGGAUGCCCCCGCCACCAUACACCAUCUCGCACACCAUGAAAUCAUCAGAGUUUACGCUGGAUUCGCUUGCAGUGCUGUGAUAACAUCUCGCGGCGCUCUAUACACAUGGGGUCGCGGCUCACACGGCCGUCUUGGUCAUGGCACUGUUGAGAACUGCCUCACGCCGCAGCCCGUCGCGUUUAAUGCGCAUAAUAUUGAACGCAUCGUUGACGUUGCUUUAGGUUGGGGCGAAAGUCAAACACUGUGCUGCACUCUGGAGGGCGCAGUGCAAGUGUUUGGGGAGGGCGAGAGCGGGACGCCCCGCGCGCUCUCCUCGCUCGCAAUGUUCCGUGUCACGCGCGUCUACACCGGGGAGCAUUGGCACGCUGCGCUUACUGACACUGGCCAAGUAUACACGUGGGGUAAAGGUGAACGACAUCGUCUUGGUCAUGGGAAUGCCGACUCAGUCCAGGAUCCCAAGCUGGUGGAAGCUCUUCAAGGUGUAAAGGUAAUAGACUUAUCUUUGGGUGCAACACACGGUAUAGCGUUGACAUCUGACGGCGCGUUGUAUGCGUGGGGUACACAUGAACGCGCCAAUAUGAGAAGACCAGCGCCGCAACUGUUGCAAGUUUUCAACUCUUCAUUUAAAGCCAAUGGUGCCUCUAGUAGUGCUACACAAAUAAUCGCGUGGAGCGAAGAAAAUCCCAGAGAUUUACCGUCUUCGAUGCCUUUUGUUAUAGACUUGUCUGAUAACACUUUCAUAUUUCUGGAGAGAUUGUUAAAACUUGCAGUGGAACAAAGCAGUACAGCAACGUUAAAAGAAAACGAAUGCCUAGCAAUAUCUUGUCUCAAUUUAUUAAGGCUACAAGUUCAUGCAUGGCAAUGUUCGAAAGAGGCGGAUGUGGAGGGCAGCAGUGGUAUGGAGAGACGCAGUUGGUGCAGCGGUUUGCAUGGCGCGUUGGUGGCGCUGGUGGAGGGGCGCGCAGGGGCUGCGGCGGCAGGGGCGGCGCGCCGCGCAUUAGCUGCCACAUGGCCGCUGCUGCUGCCCACACCACAGCUGCGCGCGCAACAUCUCAUCGCGCUGCUGCCACACGGUACUGCUGUAGCCAGUGCUGGGGCGAGGUUCAUGACGGAGUUGCUGGUGUGGUCGCUGCUGGGCGGCGGGGGGCUACGUGACGCGCUCAAGAAUGCCUUGCGAGCGCACGCCACCGACACAUACAACCACUUGCAACUUGAUGACGAAUACGAUCAAGUUGACAUAGUGACGGGACAACGAGGAUCUAUGUCUUCUGCUAACGCGGACGACAUCGAUGUGGAGGAAGGUGCUUGCACUGAAGAAUACCAAAUAGAUAACGCAACGACUUCAGAAGAAAAUGGAACUUCGGUACCUUUAAUGCAUUUGGUAAAACAUCUUAUUCAAAACACGACUUGUCAAACUCAAAUGCUAAUAAACGCGAUUAUCAAGGGCAAUAGCAGCAAGACCGAUGACCCCAAAGUACACGACACAGUCAGCCCUAGCUGUGAUUUGUUGCUACGUUUUCAAAGGCUUCUCUUCUGUGAGGCGAUGUGGUCGCGUGGUGGACGCAACACGCGUGGUGGCGUGCGCGCGCUGCUCGCGGAGUACGUCGCACUGCUCGCCGAGCAUGUGCUGGCCGUCGCCACGUGCUUCUCCCGCGCCGUGCGCGCUGCAGACAACGAGCAACUGCUCGCCCUCUGCAACGUCAUAAGCGCUGAUAUUAUAGGACGUGUAGUGAGCGAGCUGAGCGCAUGGGUGUGUACGUGUGCGGCGCGCUCGACGUUCUCGUUGAUGGAGUGCGUGUCAUCGCUGACGGGUGUGGCGCGCGCCUGCGACGAGGCCGCGCUCUCGCUGCCCGCCGCCGCGCGCCACGAGACAGACACACUCGGCUGGCCAGGCCUCAUCACACGUCGGCAUCACCGCAACAUCACUGUUAUCAGAAAGUGUGACAUACAGAAUCACGUAAAAGAUGGUGGAUCCUGGAUCGUGGUAUCCGGUUUCGUGUACGAUGUGGAAAAGUUCCGAUGCGACAGCGCCAGCACCGUGGAACUGGUGCGCAAGCUGCGAGGCACCGACGCCACCGCCGCGCUCAGUGAGGAGCCCCACGCUGCAUACUUGUCCGCUAUCACUGAGAAAUGUGUUGGUCUUUAUGCCGAACAAGUUCAUGGACAUCGGUGUCAAGAGAGCAUUCCGACUUUGCGAGUUUUGCACAUGUUAUCGUCGACUGCUUUCCAACUGAUGCUGGGUGUGUCGGAGUGCGGCGUGCGGCUCGCCCGCUCCUUGCCGGUACAGCAAGCUGAACGUAAAGUUGCCGCUCACGCGACAGCAGUCUUCCUAAGAGGCGGCUUGCAGGUACCGCAACUGUCGAAUCCAUUUGAAGAAGAAAAAGCGGAGGCACGAAGUGGUUCGUCAACAGGUGGCAAUAGCCCAGCGGGGGAGGUGCCGGCGCCGCGCGCUUUCGGCCCCGCCCCCCGCCCAAGUAUUACAACCGCGCAUGCGCGUGCUGACGCAUUGCUGUACGCACUCGCCGAGCCUAAGCUGCUAGAUCCUUUAGCACUGCACCUGUGGUGGGCAUGCGAGCGACGUGAGGGCUGCGCUCCACAUUUCCCCCCGGAGCACCCGGUGGAGGAGUUGCGUCGGGCGUUGCUCGCCGUGUUGCUGUACCACGUUGGCUUGAAGGAACAUGCCCUUGCAACUGCUACCACUGAAAUGAAGAAAGGCGAAGUAAGACUGUCUCCGGCGAUGUCGGAGAUACUAAAGGCCGUCCAGCAGAGCAAAUGGACACUUAUGAGAACUAGGCAACAAUUGUCACGGGGUUAUAAAGAAGUGUGUGCAGCACCUUUAGAAAGAGCAAGGUUUCUAUUGCACGAGGUGCGUCCGGCGAUAUCUCCCGCGGUGUCUGCGCUGCACAAGAGGCCGCCCGCACACCGCCCACCCUCAGCUAAGAAGAUGUUCCAAAAGGUCAUGCGAUUGGCCAAAUCGCCUUCUUUCAACAAAUGUUUUGAAACAACGAAAGACUUAAGGAAUAGACAGAAUAGUUUAAAUAAGAGUAUGUUAAGAGCUGGAGGCAGUUUACUGCAAGGCGAUGCUUUAAUAAUCAAAUCUGGACUAAGUAACACCGCUAGGCCUGUUGACGAUAUUCGCAUUAAAGUCGUAGAACCAAAGUGUUACUAUAAUUCAGAAGGACCCACUGACCCGGCUUCGAAAGAUGCCGCGAAUCAACAAACUAAAAAUAAAUUAAAACUAAAAGACAAACCACUAGAUAAAGACAUGAAAAAUGCCUCGAACUAUGACGAUAUGCGGAAUGAAGCUCGAGGUGAAUUAAAAAUAUCUGAAAAAGAAGAUGUUCAAGACAAAGACUAUGAUGACAAGACACCAACGAACGAGGUGUCAAUUAGUUCAAUCAAUGAUAUGACAGAUAAUUCCAUUUUAAAGGAAUCUAUGGAAAGCGAAAAGCAAGUACUGCUGCAGGCUGAUGAUUUAAAAAACGAAUUAUUCACUGCCGAUGAAGAGAAAGAUGAUGAUACGUCAGAAAGGAAUAAGUUUGUCAAUGCUUGGGUAGCAAAGCUAGCUUGUCAAGAGAAAGAUCUAUAUUGGAUGCUAGAAGAAGUGACAGCUGAGCAACAGAGCGUGACAACGGCCAUAAUUGAUUUCGUAAUGAGUGAAGAGUCGUGUGACCUUGACAUGCUGAGGAGAGCGUUGUAUUGCCAGGUGCAAAGAGCUGAUAUAAGAAAGAAUGGAUAUAAAAUUAUUAAUAAGAUACUCCACUCGAGUCAAACGAUGUCGGAAAGUGUUAAGUAUGCGGCCUUCGCUGGUCUAUGCGGGGCGUCGAUGGCGGAUUCACCAAAUACUCCACUUAAGCCAACAAUCCCUUUAACAUUACCCUUAAAGGGCAUCGAAUCCGUAAUACCGUAUACAAAAUACAUGGUACUUCUAGAAAGAUCUAGAUUGAUGGACUACGUACUUAUAGAGUUGAGGGCGAAAGUAUUAGAAGCAGAACAACACCAACCUAUGCCUUUGAAGAUGAGCGUUAACUUUGGAGCACACGCAUUGCUGACGAAACCAUCACGAGCAAGGUUUUUGAUAUCUCUUCUAACACUAGUGGUGGAGGGUUGCUAUGGUCCAGAGUUGGAGCAAUUGAUAAACGGCGGAGUAUUAAGUUCCUGUAUGACAUUAUUAAGGCAAAUCGGAGGAGAUACAUCUUUAUAUAAUUCUCAGAAUUCCCAAGCAGUAACAAGAUCUAAGUUUGAAUGCUUAGUUAUAUUUGAGGAUGAAAAAUUGGGUGCGCGUGCCAGGUGCGCUUCAUUAAGCGGGCCAGAGCUUGCCAGCCUCAUGAAAAUAGGUACCAGGGUAGUGCGCGGCAGAGACUGGAAGUGGGGCGACCAGGAUGGAGGUCCCGGUGGCGAAGGUCGGGUAAUCGGAGAACUAGGAGACGACGGCUGGGUACGCAUUCUGUGGGACAGCGGAGGCACUAACUCCUAUCGCAUGGGAAAAGAAGGAAAAUAUGAUUUGAAAUUAGCGCGGUCGCCUUCUCCGCCACCAUCUCUUUAUGAAGCCGAGGCUGAAAAUCGUCAGACUACGUUAGAUUGGUGGCCGGUGAAGGAGGUACGUGCGGCGUGCACGGGCGCGUUACGUGCGGCGUGUGCGCGGGCAGGCAGUGCGUACGACGUGCGCGGUGUGGUCCGGCGCAACGUGGCCGCGCUCCAACGACGUCUGCUUGUCAUCGCGCGUGCAAAUAAUGUAUCUCCACCCACCGCGUUUGCUUCUUACGCACACACUGCUGUCGCCCUGAUUAGAGCAAGCGCACAAAAUCAUGACAUGAGAAAAACAUUAUGUACCGAGUCCUGGUUCGAAUUAUGCUUUAGCAUAAUUUCCGCAGGAGACAAAACGGUCACGCAGGAUUUACUAUUCCUACAGAUCCAAUGUAUCUGGCUGCUGAAGCGUGUGUUGCUGGAGCACUCUGGGCCAGCGGAGUGGCGCAGAACUGUGGCGACGCAGCUGCUCGCGCUCGUGGGCCGACUGUGGCUCGAGACGCACCCGGCGGACCCUGCCCUGCGUCCCACACAAGCUAUAUUCACUGGCAACGAUGAGGAGGAACUUGAUAAUAGAUGGCGUGCGCCGGCGACGAGCAGCUAUACGGGCACGGUAUGCGCGGGCGCGGUGGCGCUGGUGCGUCGGUUGCACGGCGCGCCGCAAUGGCACGGGCCGCUCACUGCUGUGCUGCUCGACAAGCUGCAGAUUGCAGCGCAUACAAUAACAAACGACUGGCACUGGUGGCCACACGCAAGCCAGGAACUUACUCAAAGUAUCAAGCCAUCGCCAAUUUCUCUCAAUACUUGUCUUAUAGCUGGUGCACUAGGAGUUGUCGGUGGGUUGGAAUGGCGCAUCAGACUCGGUCAAAGAGUAAGCUUCGGAUCACCGCCGCGGUAUGGUAUAGUGACACAACUGUCUCCCAGAGCAAAGGUCACCGUAAUACACGAUGACAAUACUGUAACCAAGGUAGAACUAAGCGGUGUGACGAGCGCGGAGAGCGAGCGUAUGUCGCAGGCGUUGGGCGGCGGCGAGAGUGCGCUGCGUGUGUGCGCCGCACUGCUCGGUGUCAUGCCCAACGCAUGUCCCGUACACACGCAUCCCUUACCUGCUGAUGUAGAUGUUUACGGUUUGAGAAGACAGCAAAUGGAACUCCUGAUGCUAUGCGCUGUCAGAGGUCUGCUGUCAACUCGGACGAAGCUCAGGAAGGUCUUACUACAACCUCCGGAUAAUGCAAGUACAUUGGAAAGAAGUGGUAUGGGUAUGGGUAUAGGCACAGAAGGCACUCUACUGCGACGUUUACUCGCGCUGGCGGUGCGGCCGAGCCCGCUCUCAGGAUCGCACUCUCCACGAGACCUCGCCAACGCCGCCAUCGCCUUAGUGCAACAACUAGCAGCACACGUCGCUGGAGAUGAAAAAGAAGUUGAUUCCCCACCGGAAGUGCCAGUUGUGGCCAAGAGUAAUGCGUUGCAGUUCUCUACGGGUCCUUCUACUAGUACAGCAUCAUUAUCAAGAAAAGACUUAAACUCAUGGGCGAACUCGUCUCAAGUACAGCAGGUUAUAGAAAUGGGUUUCUCCAGACAUGCCGUCCAUGCAGCUAUUCAAACAUUGGGUGGUAACUUCGUGCCGACUGUUGAAUCACUGGUCGCAUAUCUACUGGAGCAACAGCAGCAUUACUUCGACGAGUCUACGUCAGAGGUGAAGGCGCACACGUCGAAGCAGGAGAAGCGACCGGCGCCGUACCGCUGGCGCAGUUGUUUCUCGUCCGAGGAGGAGUACGCUCAAUACCUCUCUGACGUCAUAGCUCCAGGAAUGACUGUACGAUGCUGUAAGGCGUAUGAAGCUGUUUCCUUGGGCGACGUUGGCCAAGUACAAAAGAUAGAGCGUGAUAACAAACAAAAUGUAUUUUUGCACGUGGAGUGGCGCGGACUCGGGGGCGUGUACGGCGUACGUGCACUACACGCAGAGGUGGUGUCUGGCGCACCGCCCUUCGCGCCGGGUGAUCGCGUACGCGUUCGUGCCGCCGUCACGCAGCCUCGCUACAAGUGGGGCUGCAUUGACCACACGUGCAUCGGCACCGUCACAGGGGUUUCUGGUAACGGACGCGACUUGCGAGUUGACUUUCCGCAACAGCCAGGAUGGACGGGUCAAGUCAGUGAGAUGGAGCUUGUCACAGAUCAAUCGGAGUGGGGUGAAAGUGCUAGCGGUGCGGCGGUAGGCUGGCGUGGUGCGAUCCGAGCGCUACGCGUAUCCUCCAGCCGAGAGGAGCACGGUGCAAGGCGCUUGGUAGAUGGUGUGCCUCACACGUAUUGGCAGAGUGACAGCGGGACUGGGGAGCAUUGGAUCCGUGUGGAAAUGCGUUCGGCGGUGCGUAUCCGCCGACUGGGUGUGGGCGUGGCGGGCGGCAAGUACGCGGUGGCGUCGUUGUCGGUACGCGCGGGUGUCAACUUUGAGGACGCCAUGCUGUUGCUGCACACGGUGCAGUGCGCCCCGCCCACACGCGACCGACCACCCGCCCACCUCUCACAGAUACAAUUACUGGCCGACUGCAAGCAGUUCUAUCCCUGUAUAGAGAUCAGUAUUAAGCAACCCCAAAACAAUAAUGCAGAUUGUCGCGUACAUGGAUUAUACAUCACGGGCUUUCGACCGAAUCCUCUCUACUCGGAAGUCUUGUCUAGCAUGAGUUUCGUAGCUGAAGAUUGGAUAGAGAAAGAUAAUCGUACCCUUGCAGCUUCUACUGAAUGUAAUCCAGGAUCGUCUCAAAGUGAUUGCCCUAAGGUGUAUGUUUGGGGUUUGAAUGAUAAAGACCAGUUGGGAGGUGUUAAAGGAUCAAAAGUAAAAGUUCCCGUAUUCUCGCCCGUCUUGAGUGCGUUAAAGCCGAUCCAUAUUGCUGGUGGGUCGAAGACACUUUUCGUUGUGUCCCAUGAUGGCAAAUUGUACGCGUGCGGAGAGGGCACGAACGGCCGCCUGGGACUGGGUCACAGCAACAACGUAUCGACGCCGCGCGCCAACCCGUACCUCGCACACGUACUUGUGCGCCGCGUUGCGGUACACUCCGGCGGCAAACACGCCCUCGCGCUCACCGCGGACGGAAAGGUUUAUUCAUGGGGUGAAGGCGAGGACGGAAAGCUCGGCCACGGCAAUCGGCUCACGUUAGAAGCUCCGCGCAUGAUAGAAGCAUUAGCCAGCGAGCGAGUGGUGGGCGUGGCGUGUGGCUCCGCCCACAGCGCAUGUGUUACCGCCCGCGGACAUCUAUACACGUGGGGUUUGGGAGAGUAUGGCCGGCUGGGACAUGGUGAUGAUACCACACAGCUCUCGCCGAAAAUGGUGGAGGCUUUAGCUGCGUACAGGGUGGUGCAAGUGGCCUGUGGGUCUCGUGAUGCGCAGACACUAGCGUUGACGAUGUGUGGGAAAGUGUUCUCGUGGGGUGAUGGAGAUUUUGGAAAGUUAGGUCGCGGUGGUUCAGAGGGGUGCGCUGUGCCCAUGAAUAUUGAGAGACUGAAUACGCUAGGAGUGAUACAAGUGGAAUGUGGUGCCCAGUUCAGCUUAGCUUUAACAAGAGACGGAGAGGUAUGGACUUGGGGUAAAGGCGACUACUUCCGUCUGGGGCAUGGGCUGGAUGCUCAUGUGCGUCGGCCUACGUUAGUGGAGGCGCUACGUGGCCGCCAGGUCAUACACGUUGCGGUGGGCGCAUUGCACUGCCUUGCCGUCACCAGCGAUAAUCAGGUGUGGGCGUGGGGUGACAACGACCAUGGGCAGCAGGGCAACGGCACGACAUGUGUGAACCGUCGGCCGGCCCCCGCUGCGGGCGUGGAGGGCGUACAGCGCGCCGCCGCUGGCUCCUCCCACUCGGCCGCAUGGGCGCUGCGAUCCCACACUAACCCCCCACCUCUCACGCAGCUGCCUGUACCGCUGCCGUUCCCAACCCUCAAGGACCCACUAGGAGCUAACAGUUUAGGCUUGUACGCCGAAGAGACGGGCAUAGAAGAGCCUCAAGGGCCCCGGCCGUCUUUAGCGUCGGCGUCAUUACCUCUAGAACCACCCGUCACCGUCCAACAUGCGUUAUCUUUGAUAUUACUUGCAUUGUAUAUCACUCAGGCGCGCAGUCUACUGGUGGAGGCAUUACGGUCGCACGAGGCGUGUUCCUCUACGCCGGUGUCUAUCAGCUUGGAUGUGGAGGAAGAGGAUCCGGAGGCAGACGCUCGCACAGGCGGCGGGGAGGCGCCCGCUGACAAGACUACGCUACCAAGUGGUACAAGCAGUCCUCUAAGUGGAUCUAUAUCUUCACGGCAUUCGACUUUAAUGUCCUCAAGCGCUGUAUCUGUGGCCGCUGCGACGAUGACCGUGCAGCAAGCGGAGGCGCCUAAAUUGUUGCUGGAUGAUUUUACUACAAACUUAGGCGAGACCGACGCUCGGGCGCUAGUGGACCUGUUAAAACUCGCUGCGGCGGGCCGCGUGCCUGAUGCUAACAAUGCCGUCAAAAUUAUUACCGAUGUUUUAAUGGCACUAUGUGCGAGCAAGCCUGAAGUAGCAGAUAUGGUAGUGGAGGUGUGUGUAUGCGAGCUCGAAGAGGCUGCAGCAGGCGGCGGGCGCUCCUCCCUGCAGCCCACUACUGUCGACAGCCCACAUCCUUACGCUGACGAUACCGAUAUCUCAGGAGUGGUUAAGAUUCCGGGGGCGACGUCUUUACGCGUAAUGUUCGAGCCGGGUUGCUCGACGGAACGCCGCAAUGAUCCACUGACGAUAUCCGAUGUGACGGGUCGUGUACUCGCCACGCGCUCCGGACGCGAGCCCGCCGAUUGGGCGCAGGAAAUACUAGUCAACGGUGAUGAAUUACGAUGGAGAUUCACGAGUGACGGAUCAGUGAACGGAUGGGGAUGGAGGUUCACGGUUCAUCCAAUACAUGCAGUGACCGAGAUUGGAUCGGAUCGCUGCGUCCUAUCAUGUCCAUCUGUAGAGUUAGCGUGGCGCUUGCUCGACGGUCCUUUGCUCAAGGCCAUCUCCAAUGACCACGAGCUCGCGCCGAGACUCGCACAGGCACUCGCUAUAUGUGCACAGAUGCCGACACUGACGUGGCGUGCUCGUGUAUGGUGCGUGCGUCGACUACGCGGUGUGGUGUGUGGGAUGGGAGGUGCGCGCGAGUCGGGCGUGGGGGGCGUGUCGCCGCCCGCGCUGCAGCGCUUGCCGCAGCUGCUGCAGGCGCAGUACGAACACGAGGAGCCUGCGCUGCGCACCGGCACGCAUCUACUGCACACGCAUUACCUCAAAGAGCUAGCAUGGCUCGCGUGCGGACUACGGAUAGAUUCACGGGUAUGCACAGGCGCAGAGAGCGCUCGGUGGGCGUGGUUUAAACGGUACUGCCUGUGCAUGCGCACGGCGGACGCUCUGUUACGACGCGCCCCGAUGCCCGCACCCUUCCUUGCAGACGUGCGCAAGCGGCUGGCAGACCUCGGCGUUUAUAAUAACGAAGACGCCGGCGACGCACAACAACCCUGGGAGGAUAAUACAAAGUUUACAAAACAACAUGAUGAACAGCUGUUACAUUGGGUUAAUAAGCGACCAGACGAAUGGUCUGGUUGGUGGUCUGGAGGUUCGCGCGGGUGCGUGGUAUACGGCUGGGGACAUAACCACCGAGGUCAGCUGGGCGGUGUAGAGGGCGCCAAAGUGCGCUCGCCCGCCGCCUGCGCCGCGCUCGCCGCACUCAACCCCGUACAACUUGUGGGCGGCGAACAGACCUUGUUUGCAGUCACGCCUGAUGGAAAAGUCUAUGCCACUGGAUACGGUGCAGGAGGUCGUUUAGGAAUAGGUGGUAUUGAUUCUGUCUCGCAGCCUACACUUUUAGCGUCUAUUCAACAUGUUUUUAUUACUAAGGUGGCGUGCAACUCUGGGGGCAAGCACUGUUUAGCUCUAUCAGUAGACGGCGACGUGUACAGCUGGGGCGAGGGCGAAGACGGCAAGCUGGGACACGGCAAUAGAGUGAGCUACGAUCGACCGAAGCUGAUAACAACUUUAUCCGGCUUGGAAGUGGUUGCGAUCGCGUGCGGCGGCGCGCACUCAGCUUGCCUCACCGCGCGCGGCCGCAUCUACACCUGGGGCAAGGGACGAUACGGACGCCUAGGACACGGCGACUCUGAAGACCAGCUCGUACCCAAGAUGGUGGAGGUUUUGUCACAAUACCGUGUGAUAGACGUGGCGUGCGGUUCAGGGGACGCGCAGACUCUCUGCAUCACUAGUGACGACAACGUCUGGUCCUGGGGCGACGGCGAUUACGGCAAACUGGGUCGUGGCGGUUCUGAAGGCUGCAAAUUACCGAUGAGAAUAGACUGCCUAAAAGGUCUGCGUGUUAUCAAAGUGGAAUGUGGCUCGCAGUUCUCUGUUGCUCUAUGUCAGUGCGGAAGUGUUUACACUUGGGGCAAAGGUGACUACCACAGAUUGGGGCACGGCAGCUACGACCAUGUGCGCCGUCCGAUGCGCGUCACAGGCAUGCAAGGCAAAGUUAUCACUUCGAUUGCGACUGGAAGUCUGCAUUGCGUGGCAUGUACUGACACGGGUGAGGUAUACACGUGGGGCGACAACGACGAGGGUCAGCUCGGUGACGGCACCACGCUCGCCGCUCAGCGUCCACGGCUGUUGAUGGCCUUACAGGGUAAACGCGUGACGAAAGUAGCUUGCGGCAGUGCUCACACAGUGGCGCUGUGCGUAGAGGCGCCGCGCGCGCCCCGCCCACCGCCCGACCCGCCCCUCGAAUGCCAUUUGCUGCGCGACCUUUCGCCGCAACUAAUUUGCAACAGAUUGGUGCUACUUCAUCAGUUUUCGGAAUUAGUGUGUCCGAAUCUCUCGUUAUUGGUUUUGGACGGACCAUUGGAUCAAUUGAGAACAUUGUUGUUCUAUAGUGUCAAAGAGGCAGCAUUUAGAAAGGCGAUAAUGGCGACGAUGGUGCGCGAGCGUCAACACGGCCCAGUGGUGGAGCUGUCUCGUGUGGGCGCGCGGAGAGCGCGGCGCGGCGGCAGCGGGUUGGCGGGGCCUAGUGGCAUGCGCUCCGUCUUUGGCCAGAUGGUGGCGCGUCUGCCUGCACUCACACAGGAUGCUCUCGCUUUGCCACAUCGUGUGUGGAAAGUCAAGUUUGUUGGUGAGAGUGUGGACGACUGCGGCGGCGGGUACAGCGAGAGCAUAGCGGAGAUGUGCGAGGAGCUGCAGAAUGGCUCUCUGCCGCUGCUCAUGGCCACGCCCAACGGCCGCGGCGACGCGGGUGCCUCUCGCGACGCCUUCCUGCUCAAUCCCACUGCCAACACGCCGUUACAUCUCAACUGCUUCCGAUUCCUAGGUGUAUUGAUGGGCAUCGCGAUCCGCACGGGGUCGCCACUGGCGCUGUCGCUUGCGGAGGGCGUGUGGAGACAGUUAGCGGGGCAGCCGCUGCGCCCUCAGGACCUUGCCGAGGUCGACAAAGACUUCCUGCCUGCCCUCCUCUGUAUACGAGACAUGACGCCCGCCAACAAGGAACUGCAAAACCUGGAGCUGCCAUUCUCAAUUCCAUCCGCCGCGGGUCACGAGGUACCGUUGUCGACGCGGCACAAACGUGUCACGCCCGAUAACAAGGACGAGUAUGUGCAGCUCGCGUUACAUUACAGACUGCACGAGUUCGACGAGCAGGUGGUGGCGGUGCGGGACGGCAUGUCGCGCGUCAUCCCCUCCCCGCUGCUGGCGCUCUUCACUGCUGCAGAGCUUGAGACCCUCGUCUGCGGCUCUCCAGACAUACCUGUGCAGGCUCUGAGAGCUUCCGCUACCUAUAAAGGUAUAGACCCAAACGCGCCGCUGGUGCAGUGGUUCUGGGAGGUGAUGGAAGAGUUGUCAGGCAGCGAGCGCGCGCUCUUCCUGCGCUUCGUGUGGGGCCGCACGCGAUUGCCGCGCGCCCCGCAGGAUCCCAGGCAGAGGGACUUUGUUCUACAAGUAUUGGACAAGUACCAGCCGCCUGACCACUUCCUGCCCGAGAGCUACACAUGUUUCUUCCUUCUCAAGAUGCCAAGAUACUCAUGCAAAGCUGUUUUACGAGAGAAAUUAAGAUACGCCAUCCACUUCUGUAAGAGCAUCGACACGGACGAAUACGCGCGGGUGGCGCUGAGCGCGGCGGAGCGCAUCUCCUCCGAGGAGUCUGACUCGGACGGCGACGCCACGCCCACACCCGCCUCGGUGCCCGCCCCCGCGCCCGCACUCUACUCCCUCACGCGCCCGCCCACAUGGCUCUAGUUCCGUAUAUCACACAAAUUUACUUAUAAGAUUUUAAACCUUUUCUUUAUGGCUCACCAGCCGGAUUAUGGGAACCACAAUUUUUAAUAAUUAUAUAUAAGAUCAUUAGAGUUACAUCAAAUAUGUCUUGAUGAUGAUAAUAUUUUUAGAUUGGUAUAACACAACAAAUUUUUGUGCAUAAGUUGGCAAUAGUGGCACAAGAAAUAGAUAUGUUCUUAGCUCUUCCUCUUCUUAAUUACAAUAUUGCGAAAGCUGUUAAAAUACACAGAUCUCGCUGAUCAUCCAUAUCAAUCUCAACAAAUGUGCAAUAAGGAAUUUAAUCAAAGAAAAUAUUUGUAGAGAAUUACAUAGUAUCCUAUUAAAAUUUCACUAGUAUUGAUAAUAGACAUUGAUGAGAUUUUAUCAUACAUUUAGACGCUAAUUUUAUGCAAAAAAAUAUCACCAAGUUUUCAAAAUAUUCUCAGUAAAAUCGUAUUUAUAAUGAAAAUCUUAUCUGAACCACCGAUAGAGUAUUACAAAAUUCACAUUAACUCAUAGUUGUUGUCAAAAUAAUGUUUUACCAGCC